This is a messenger RNA of Piliocolobus tephrosceles (Ugandan red Colobus), 1362 nucleotides long. It is a transcript of the gene TMUB1, whose product is annotated as transmembrane and ubiquitin like domain containing 1. The transcript is spliced from 3 exons. Gene Ontology annotation, biological process: ERAD pathway. The coding region runs from base 165 to 905 and encodes 246 amino acids. Gene Ontology annotation, molecular function: protein binding. The record is from RefSeq and is a predicted model, not a curated record. NCBI's taxonomy places the organism in Eukaryota, Metazoa, Chordata, Mammalia, Primates, Cercopithecidae.
AGCUGGGGCAGCCGGGCGGUGAGUCCCCGCGCCGUGACCGCGCCCACCCCGCCGCCCAGGGCCCCGGCCGGGCCCCGCCCGCCCUGUCCUGCCCGGGAUCGCCGUGCCCUCCUGCGGCUCCGGGGGGCGGGAAGCUCGGUAGCGCGGCGGGCAAGGCAGGCGCCAUGACCCUGAUUGAAGGGGUGGGUGAUGAGGUGACCGUCCUUUUCUCGGUGCUUGCCUGCCUUCUGGUGCUGGCCCUCGCCUGGGUCUCAACGCACACCGCUGAGGGCGGGGACCCACUGCCCCAGCCGUCAGGGACCCCAACGCCAUCCCAGCCCAGCGCAGCCAUGGCAGCUACCGACAGCAUGAGAGCGGAGGUCCCAGGGGCAGAGACCCCCAGCCUGAGACACAGAGGUCAAGCUGCACAGCCAGAGCCCAGCACGGGGGUCACAGCAACACCACCAGCCCCGGACUCCCCGCAGGAGCCCCUCGUGCUACGGCUGAAAUUCCUCAAUGAUUCAGAGCAGGUGGCCAGGGCCUGGCCCCACGACACCAUUGGCUCCUUGAAAAGGACCCAGUUUCCUGGCCGGGAACAGCAGGUGCGACUCAUCUACCAAGGGCAGCUGCUAGGCGACGACACCCAGACCCUGGGCAGCCUUCACCUCCCUCCCAACUGCGUUCUCCACUGCCACGUGUCCACGAGGGUCGGCCCCCCAAAUCCCCCCUGCCCGCCGGGGUCCGAGCCCGGCCCCUCCGGGCUGGAAAUCGGCAGCCUGCUGCUGCCCCUGCUGCUCCUGCUGCUGCUGCUGCUGUGGUACUGCCAGAUCCAGUACCGGCCCUUCUUUCCCCUGACCGCCACUCUGGGCCUGGCCGGCUUCACCCUGCUCCUCAGUCUCCUGGCCUUUGCCAUGUACCGCCCGUAGUGCCUCCGCGGGCGUUUGGCAGCGUCGCCGGCCCCUCUGGACCUUGCUCCCCGCGCCGCAGCGGGAGCUGCUGCCUGCCCAGGCCCGUCUCUCCGGCCUGCCUCUUCCCGCUGCCCUGGAGCCCAGCCCUGCGCCGCAGAAGACUCCAGGGGCUGGCAGAGGCCCCGCCCUGCGACCACCGGGGCUCGGGGCCACCUCCCGGGGCUGCUGGCCCUCAGUCCGUACUGGGAGUGGGCUCCUCGGGGUCGGGCAUCUGCUGUCGCUGCCUCGGCCCCGGGCAGAGCCCGGCCGUCCCCGGGGCCCGUCUUAGCGUUCUGCCGGAGGACCCAGCCGCCUCCAAUCCCUGACAGCUCCCUGGGCUGAGUUGGGGACGCCAGGACGGUGGGAGGCAGGUGAAGGGGAGGGGCAUAGGAGUUCCCCGGAACCUGUGCAGAUUAAAGUAACUGUGAAGUUUUCA